Molecule: messenger RNA, 2621 nt
Organism: Equus quagga
Lineage: Eukaryota; Metazoa; Chordata; Mammalia; Perissodactyla; Equidae
Gene: BMX
Product: BMX non-receptor tyrosine kinase
Exons: 19
Coding region: 211-2166 (651 amino acids)
Biological process (GO): B cell receptor signaling pathway; adaptive immune response; peptidyl-tyrosine autophosphorylation
Molecular function (GO): ATP binding; non-membrane spanning protein tyrosine kinase activity
Source: RefSeq, a predicted model, not a curated record
GAUGCCCACGCCACAUGAAGGAGAGGUAGAAAUGCCGUGUGAGGAAAGAGACAGAGGCCAAGAACACUGAGACGCCAGACAUGUAGACAAAGAAGCCGCCGUGGAAGCGGAUCCUCCAGGCCCAGCUGCCCCAGCUGACGCCACCUGGAUAAGACAUGAACGCCCCACUGCGUCCUUCCCAACUUCUGGACCCACAGAAUUGACAACAAUAUGGAUACAAAAUCCAUCCUAGAAGAACUUCUUCUCAAAAGGUCACAGCAAAAGAAGAAAAUGUCACCAAAUAACUACAAAGAGCGGCUUUUUGUUUUGACCAAAACAAACCUCUCCUACUAUGAAUAUGACAAAAUGAAAAGAGGCAGCAGAAAAGGAUCAAUCGAGAUUAAGAAGAUCAGAUGCGUGGAGAAAGUAAAUGUUGAGGAGCAGACCCCUGCGGAGAGGCAGUACCCAUUUCAGAUUGUCUAUAAAGAUGGGCUUCUCUAUGUCUAUGCAUCAAACGAAAAGAGCCGAAGUCAGUGGUUGAAAGCAUUACAAAAAGAGAUAAGGGGCAACCCCCACCUGCUGAUCAAGUACCAUAGUGGGUUCUUCGUGGACGGGAAGUUCCUGUGCUGCCAACAGAGUUGCAAAGCGGCCCCAGGAUGUACACUCUGGGAAGCAUAUGCUGAUCUGCACAUUGCAACCAAUGAAGAGAAACACAGAGCUCCCACCUUCCCAGACAGAGUGCUGAAGAUUCCUCGAGCAGUUCCUAUUUUCAAAAUGGAUGAACCAUCUUCAAGUACCACUCUAGCUCAGUAUGACGGUGACUCAAAGAAAGACUAUGGCUCCCAGUCAAACGUCAAGAUGCGGUAUAUUCCGAAAGAAGACUUCCCUGACUGGUGGCAAGUCAGAAAACUGAAAAGCAGUGAAGAUUUUGCGUGCAGUAACCAAAGGGAAAGAGAUGUUGUAAAUCACAGCACCUCAAAGAUGUCAUGGGGAUUCCCUGAGUCAAGUUCAUCUGAAGAAGAGGAAAACCUGGAUGACUAUGACUGGUUUGCAGGUGACAUCUCCAGGUCACAAUCUGAGCAGUUACUGAGACAAAAGGGAAAAGAAGGAGCGUUUAUGGUUAGAAAUUCCAGCCAGGCGGGAAUGUACACAGUGUCCUUAUUUAGUAAGGCUGUGAAUGAUAAGAAAGGAACCGUCAAACAUUACCAUGUGCAUACAAAUGCUGAGAACAAAUUGUACCUGGCAGAAAACUACUGUUUUGAUUCCAUUCCAAAGCUUAUUCACUAUCAUCAACACAAUUCAGCAGGCAUGAUCACACGACUCCGCCACCCUGUGUCGACCAAGGCCAACAAGGUUCCCAUCUCCGUGUCCUUGGGAAGUGGACUCUGGGAACUGAAAAGAGAAGAGAUUACCCUGCUGAAGGAGCUGGGAAGUGGCCAGUUUGGAGUGGUCCAUCUGGGCAAGUGGAAGGGGGAGUAUGAUGUUGCUGUUAAGAUGAUCAAGGAGGGUUCCAUGUCAGAGGAUGAAUUCUUCCAGGAGGCCCAGACCAUGAUGAAACUCAGCCAUCCCAAGCUGGUGAAAUUCUACGGAGUGUGUUCAAAGAAAUACCCUAUAUACAUAGUGACUGAAUAUAUAACCAAUGGCUGCUUGCUUAAUUACCUGAAGAGUCAUGGUAAAGGACUUGAACCCUCCCAGCUCUUGGAAAUGUGCUAUGACGUUUGUGAAGGCAUGGCCUUCUUGGAGAGGCACCAGUUCAUACAUCGGGACUUGGCGGCUCGGAACUGCUUGGUGGACAGUGAUCUCUCUGUGAAAGUAUCUGACUUUGGAAUGACGAGGUAUGUUCUUGAUGACCAGUAUGUCAGUUCAGUAGGAACAAAGUUUCCAGUCAAGUGGUCAGCCCCAGAGGUGUUUCACUACUUCAAAUACAGCAGCAAGUCAGACGUAUGGGCAUUUGGGAUCCUGAUGUGGGAAGUAUUCAGCCUGGGGAAGCAGCCCUACGACUUGUAUGACAACUCCCAGGUGGUUGUGAAGGUCUCCCAGGGCCACAGGCUCUAUCGGCCCCAACUGGCAUCAGACACCAUCUACCAGAUCAUGUACAGCUGCUGGCACGAGCUUCCAGAAAAGCGUCCAACAUUUCAGCAACUCCUAUCUUCUAUCGAACCACUUCGGGAAAAAGACAAGCCUUGAAGAAGAAAUUAGGAGCUCUGAUGAGAAUGAAUGUACAUGUUGGCCAACAUUUUCAUUCUUUUUAAGGAAAGUAGCAAGGCACAGACAAUGUAAUUUAGCUAGUUCUUCUUAAUAGUAUUCCGUGUGCUGUUUGUCUAUUAUCUUAUCUAGAAAUGAACAAGGUAGGAAACAAAAGAUUUCCGUGAAAUUUAGGUCUAAUUAGUAAUUUUGUUUAUGCUGCUCUUAAUAUUACACUCCCCAGCCUGUAGCAGAAGCACAUUUUCUGAUUGCAAUAGAAAGAGGGUGUGUACCGUGUGCAAAGAUUGAGCAGAAUUGAAAAAUUAUUUGUUGGAUAUCUGUUCUUUUCUUUAAUUGUCACUCUCAUGAUAAUUAAAUAUACUAUUAUCGAGUACAGAAAGGUGGACACUUGCCUUGAUGUUUCAAUGUUCUGAAUCUUUAGCAUGCAUGAGAAUCAA